This is a messenger RNA of Suillus discolor, 2713 nucleotides long. RefSeq lists its product as uncharacterized. NCBI's taxonomy places the organism in Eukaryota, Fungi, Basidiomycota, Agaricomycetes, Boletales, Suillaceae. The coding region runs from base 140 to 2713 and encodes 857 amino acids. The record is from RefSeq and is a predicted model, not a curated record. The transcript is spliced from 5 exons.
GACAGGGGCCCCGGUUAGCACCGCUUAUGUAUAUGAUGAUUCAGCGCUUUAAUUUAAGCUACUCGCUGAGUCAUCAUAGCACUGUUAUUGCACGUUGACACCUAGACAUGUGGUAGACAACUUUUGUUAUGAACUAGGUAUGCUUGUUGUCCAUCCUGCAAGUUGGUGUGAUGUCUGCCUCGAUCUCUACUCUAUCUCUUCAGACCCCGCUAAUUCUCCACAUGCAAUCGCUUGCGGUCACAUUUUCUGUCUCACGUGCCUUCGCUCUUUAUUACCAAGUGCAUGUCCACUUUGCCGCAAACCUUUCCAGGCAGAUCGUAUCAAGAAACUCCACCUUGCGAAUCCACCCGAACUAGAUAAUGCUGCACAGGACGCUAUCGAUGCUCAUGCCAGUCUCCUCCUCCAGCGCAUAGCUCUCGUCUCAGGUGAAGAGACGCCUGAGCCAGAUGUCGUCGAAGUGGUCACCGAAGUACAGGAAUGGCUGCAGUCUCAACCAGACGAUCCCAGUUCUCAUAUGGCUCUUCGGGCUGCCGUGUCUUCCCUUCAGCGAUACAAAGCUCUUCAAGAUCAGAGCGAGCGUGAAAAAGCAGAAUAUCGUCGCCUCCGAAGCCAACUUCGGAACAACAAGCGAAAUGCAGACCACGACUCCAAAACAUCUCGUGCAGUGGAAGAAAGUCUGCUUUCCAGGAUUCAAGAAAUUGAGAAUGAACAUGCUCUAGAGCUGUCCCAAUUACAUGCUGAGCUAGAAAACCUUAGAAACCCGCAACCCCGAUAUCGCAACACCAGCAACCCCCUCCCCCCGCCUCCUGAGCCCUUGCCGAUCGAUCGGUUCCCAACCUUUGCAAGGCCCGGUGGGGGUCUCGAUACUCUCUUAGGCGGCGCCGUUCCAUACCCCGCACCACCCCCGCGGGAUAACGCCACUCAAGUUAAUGGCGAAGCCCACGCCUCAGGAUCUAAGGGGGCGAGGUCAUCCCACAAGCCAAUUUUUCAUCCCCCUAAGCCCCCACCCAUAUCCAAUAUCAGACCUCCCGAGGCUCCUCGGGUAGAAGAACACUGGACAGACGACACGCGACGGCCCCGUGUAUCAUCCAUACACAGCCGCGCACCUGAGUCUCAGUCAAAAAUAAACAUCUCGACCCGCGGAGCGCACAUCCCUCCAAGCACUGUCCGUGUCAAUUCUUCUCCUACCUGGGCAGCACGUCCCCUCGUCGUUGAGGAUCGGCGAUCUGACGACGAGAGAGAGCUAAGACGCAAAGAGAAGAGCAGUAUUAGUAUCAGCACAGACGUAACGAAUGAUCUGUCCACGCGGCUAGCCUCUGCCGCAGCUUACGUCUCAGGCUAUGGCUCAGGAUACGAAUCAGGGUACCAGCUGAUGAAUGCUCCGUACAUGUCGUCGGCUGGUGGCAACGAAAGGGCCUUUCCGUUGUUAGAGAUGCAAUCACCAGAACCAGUCACAGAUAUUCUGGGCUUAGCCGGCUCGUCUGGAGAAGAUCAUACGACGCCUGUGCCUCGAGCGCGACCCGUUCCCAGACGGGCUGUAACUGACACAGCUCGAGUGGAUAAUAUUUCUACGGGUUAUCCAAACGUACCUUCGCUUGGAUCGCCAUCACCUGAGAAUGGUAUGCGACGUCGAGCGACGGUGCAAAACGUUGGUCAGGCGGCCCGAGCGAAGAAUACUUCCAGAGGUCUUUCGGAUGUGCCUUUGCUUGGUACGCCACCGCCUGAUAUUGGUGUGGGACGUCGAGCGGCGGUGCAAAGUGUUGGCCAGGUUCUUGGUUUCGAUGUUGGGUCAUUGACGUCGAAUGGAAAUGUAGCAGCAGGAUCUGCACGUUUGAAUGACAGCGCAGCUGGUUCUGCCCGUCUCAACGACAGUGCACCGUUCCGUCCCACCGGCACGCAAAUCCGCAUGCCCAGACCCCGACCACUUAUCCCUUCCCUAGAUACAACACUGGACACAGACAGCCCAGGAAGCGUCACUACGUGGGGAACCAUGUCCACCUCACGGGAAGGCAGCAUGGAUCACCUAGGCCUCCUGGGGCUGCACAACGGGGGCGUGCGUGGGCAGGGGAGCGUUGCCGGCGAGUCUAUACUAGGUCGCCUAGAAUCAGACGAAGAUAACACAAAUGAAGAAGGAGAAGAUAUCAGCGUGGCGCCCGUCAUACCAAUGUCUACCGCUGGACCGGAUGCAUUGGGUCUUAUUCUUGAAGAUGGAGGGGAUGCGGAUUAUGCAGUGCGUGAUGAGGAGUGGAGGUAUCGUGCGCAGUCUUCGUAUGCUGCGAGUCGGACUUCUUUUCCACCCAGUCCUACCUCAUAUCACACCUCACACACUCCAAAUGGCCUCUCUUAUACCCAAUCCUCUCGCACCCAGCGCGCUUAUCAUCGUCGACAUACCUCACAACCGAGGGGAUACGAAGAAGGGACGACACCGCGCGUUCCCAGUGGCAGUUCUUCAUAUACGAAUACCAACGCGCUAUCGCUCCAUUUUGAUGCUUCGCUUUCAGUGCACGAUCAUGCCGUGCGUCCUUUCACAGGCGCUGGGAGUGGUUCUUUUACAAGUACCGGGCAUGGUCCGUCUACAAACACCGGACAUGGUUCUGUCACAAGUGGGGGGCAUGGUCCUUUUUCAAAUACAGGGAACGGCCCACAGAUCGUUGCUCCUACCCCGGUCGUUGGUGGGCCUAGUAUCGUGCAUAUGUGGGCUAAUCGCACAUGA